Caenorhabditis briggsae is the source of this 507-nucleotide messenger RNA. The record is from RefSeq and is a predicted model, not a curated record. The coding region runs from base 1 to 507 and encodes 168 amino acids. The transcript has 3 exons. NCBI's taxonomy places the organism in Eukaryota, Metazoa, Nematoda, Chromadorea, Rhabditida, Rhabditidae.
AUGUAUAAGCUUUUGGCUCUUUUGGCUCUUGUCGUGUCUUCGGCUUCAGGAAUUCCAACACCUUCACCUCCAGUUUCCUCUGAGACGAGCUCUGAAAAUAAGCCAUCAGUUGCCAAGUCGCACCCUUUCCAAGCUGGUCUACCAACUGGACUGUUCUCGUCUGGAUCCUCAUUCAAUCUUCCAACUCAAACUACAAUUUGUAGAAUCCGCACUGUUGGACGCUCCAUCAACAAUGUUUGUCCAAUUGGAUUUACCGUAAUCACCAACGGUGAGUGUUGCAUCACUCCGCAAGUAUCCACUUCUGGAUCUACCGUCUUCCCACCUUCAACUAUCUCCCCACUUCCUCCAUUCGCCUGUGCCGAUCGUUCAAACACCAAUGGAAUCAACGAGUGUCCAGGAUGGAGAAGCUACUGUACCAACGUCUUCUACAGAGACUUCAUGGCCCGUAACUGCGAUUAUACGAAGUUUUAUGUAUAUUUUCAAUGCGAACUUAAAAUCCUUUUAUAA